ACACCGCCUAGAAGAGAAAACCUUGAAGUCCCUGACGGGAGGACCCAGACCUGGAGCCAAGAAGCCCCUCAAUAUCACCACCAAACAUUUCAAUCCCCAGGAAAGGCAGGUCUCCAAGUUUUGAGGAAGAUAACAGCUUUCUGCCCCAUAUGUCCUACUCUCUUCUCUUCCUUCCCAGUCUCCCAUGGUCUGAGGCACUGACUAGUUGAAGGUUCUUAGGAGUCUACCUUCGCAGGUCCAUCUGACUCAUUCUAAUUGUUCAUCAAUCCCCAGAGGAGAACGAGGGGGAAGAGGAGGUCUCCAAAGGAGGACCAAGGGACCAGAAAAGGAGCCCUCUGGGGCCUCGAGCAGGGGGACAAAACUGGAACCAUCAGGGAACAUGAGUGAGUUUUGGCACAAACUGGGCUGCUGCGUGGUAGAGAAACCCCAGCCGAAAAAGAAGAGAAGGCGGAUUGACAGGACCAUGAUUGGAGAACCUAUGAAUUUUGUUCAUCUAACACACAUUGGCUCUGGAGAGAUGGGGGCUGGAGAUGGACUAUCCAUGACAGGUGCUGUACAAGAGCAAAUGAGAUCCAAGGGAAACCGGGACAGGCCAUGGAGCAGCUCCAGGGGCUUAUAGCUCUAAAGGAGAUGGUUUUGCCAUCUUGGAGUCCCCAGUCCUGUGCUCAGCUAAGAAGAAAUGAAUGCUGCCCCAUCCCGAACCAAUGACCCCAGGACCUUCCCCUCUGUCUUCCCUCCCUAUCAUUGUCUAGAAGGGCUUGGGAGAUUGGACUCCCCACUAUACCACCCUGGUCAAGCCCCUCCUGGAGAUGGGGUCAAGGCAGCAGGACUGACCAAAUGACCACUGGCUAGCCAGCUUCUAGCCUUGGAUGCCCAACUGACCUGAGAUAGGAACCCUCACACCCACCCCUGGGAGGAACCAUGGGUGAACUCUAGGUUCCUUAAUGAUGGUCUGGGCCCUGGGCUGCUCUUUAACUUGGACCCCUACCUUAGGAAUCCUCUUCUUGGGGUAGAUGGGUUGCAUUGCAGAGCUGAGGUCAGCUUUGUUGAUCGUUACCUAUAUCCACAACCUCUCCAACUUUCUUCCUGGACUGAAAGCAGAUUUCAGGCGAGGGGCUGGGAAAGACAACCAGCUACUUCUCUCAUUUUUCCCCUUUGGACUCUAGCUCCUCAGCUCACAGCAUUUCAGCAUCUAUCUCUGAAUACCUAAGGCCUUUGAGCCCUGGUUUCUAUAGCAUUAGUAUCUCCCCACCAAUUAUCCCCUCCCCCUCCCCCACUUUUUUUUUUUAAUUAAAAAGUUAAUUUAAGACCACUUCUCUUAAUUACUCCCCAACCAUGCCAGGAACCAUCACAAUCCCCACUACAUCUAUCUCGGGGUUGGGAAUUGGGAGAAACCGCCUGUGUACUAGACAUUUGUCCUUCUGUCAGAUUCUCAGGGUCAGGCUUGACCUCCAUUGACCUCCCCUGCUGGCACAGGUGAGGGAGAGAAUGGAAAAAGGAAGUGGGACCUGGGACUACAGAAGGAAGUUAUAUCUCAGGGAGGACCUCCUGAUCAUCCUGGGAGAGAGAUAAAAGGCUACCUUUGAAUUUGUAGGUGGAAACCUCAAGAUAAUGUGGUUGCUUGGGGGCAGGGUUCUGCUCAGAGUAUAAACCCUAGUAGAUUUGAGGAUGUGAUUUUCUUCCUCAAGUUCUGACCCAUCUUAGAGUCUGCAGCUGGGCUGUGGACAGCCAUGGGGUCACUUGUAGCCAGGAUUAGCAAGAUUCUACACCUUUUCAAGCCAUGCAACUUGACUAUUUCUGUGUGUGUAUCUGAUGUUUCUGUGAUAGAUGUAUGUUUGUGUGAUGUCAUUCUUGCUGAUUGGGAUAGGUCCCAAAGGGCUAAGUAAGACCUUAGUAGAGUACCCUGACACGGGAAGGGCCAGUGCAGUGGUGAAAAUUCCACAUAUUGUUUCCCUCCUGUGCAAGACCAGACCCCGGUGAGGGUUGGGAUGAAUUCUGAGAAGCUCCCCACCUGACAAAAGGGGCCAGUGUUAUUUGAAAGAGGAAAGUGGUGGGGGUCUUGAUACCUCCAAUCUUUCUCUGGUAUUCUCUGCUUUAUUCUCUUUCUGAAGGAGUAGGGAAGUAGAUCGAGGAAGACAUAAGCCAAACCUAAACCUGACCUUCCACUCAACUGAGGAAAGCAGGCAAGGAGUUCUCUGUCUCUGUAGUCACUCCUGGGGCAGGAAGGAGGCACUAAGAGAGGAACUCUUAGGAGCAUGUGACCUGAGACUCCGAUUCUUCCAUCUUUAUAAGUACUUUGCCUCCACCUACACUGACUAGGGGCUCUUGUUUCUUCAAAACUUUGCUCUUCCUACUUUUUUAUAUCUCUUUAGGUCAAUGGUUGAUAUGGCAUAAUAAUUCCCUGGCUCACUCUUGGUUCAUCUUUCUGGUUAUUUUGAGGGGUAGCCUGGAUUCUACCCUGAAAGCUAAGUAGAAACUAGGAUUCUCUGCCUGGGAAUUGAAUUGACUUGGUUCUGGAAGGGUUGAAGUACUGUCCGAUCAGCUGGAUCUGUGAACACUGUAGGUUUUCAUCUCUAGUCUUGGGCCACACUCCUUUUUUUCUUUCCUUUUGAGAUUUCUUACCAUUGGCCUUCCCUUUUAUGGAACUCACCUGAUGUCACUUAUGCCUUCCCUAUCACUUCUACCAACUUGCAAAAGUGAUUAGGGUGAGUUUGAGAGUCUUAAUUUAUCAAAAAAAAAAAAAGCAAAAACAAAAAAC
Molecule: messenger RNA, 2758 nt
Organism: Vombatus ursinus (common wombat)
Lineage: Eukaryota; Metazoa; Chordata; Mammalia; Diprotodontia; Vombatidae
Product: CDC42 small effector protein 1
Exons: 5
Coding region: 380-619 (79 amino acids)
Biological process (GO): regulation of Rho protein signal transduction
Cellular component (GO): plasma membrane
Molecular function (GO): small GTPase binding
Source: RefSeq, a predicted model, not a curated record